AUGCUGUUUGCCGUCGCCCCUCUGCUGCUCCACGUCAUGGCCGCCACUGGCAAGCCUGUUCGGCCCCAGCUGAGCGCUAGCCUCGCGCUCAUCCAAACCCAGGCGCAGCGGGCAAAGGCCAUGGCCCUCGCCGCUAACGAGAUGGCGCUCACCGCUGACGAGACGGCAGCCACGGCUGUCAAGACCAUCAACGCGGCAGAACAACAGCUCAAAUAUCUCGCAGGUACAUGCGUUGUGUGCAUCGGAAGCAAUGCACAGCUUGGAUGCACGGGUUUACAUAACCGAUGUCUUUCUUGCGACAGGCCAAUGGCCCACCAGCAUGGAACCGCCGACUGACAAAGGCCGGCAGAACGCAUGCGCAUGGAUCCGUACAUGAGAGUUCCUUUCUCUCUUUAUUGGUUCAGAUGAGAUGUCUCGAAUUCUGAAGUUCCACUCAAAGCAGGAAUACAAAUGAACGGACUGGUUUCACAUUCUGGGGCUCAACGUUCAAUACCCAGACAUAAGCACUGAUGACGUCGCAAGGGCUUACACGAAGCUGAGCCAACUAGUAAGCGUCCACAGCCGAUCAGAAAACACAUAAACAUUUGUACUCUCCGGUGCGUCCACAUACAGAUACAGCCGGCGAGAAACCACCCUAAGCUACAGGAGAGAUUCACAGCCGCCCAAAAGCUGGUACCACAAACCUCUACACACAGACAGACAGACAGACAGACAGGGGGAAUUGGGCCUUCACUCUAUGACAUGCAUGUGAUGCAGCUGGAUAUGGCAAAACAGCAUUUGUUGGUCGAGUGCACAAAGGAUCACCAGUGCGGGAAAGUCGGUUCGUGGGGACAAGCCUUCAAGUGCUUCGCGAAGAGAGACUUCACCGGUAUGUGCAAGGUUAGAGACUUGAUAUGCAGAUGCGGAUCUGAAACCGUCAUCUUUCUUUGGUGGCUCUCUUGCGCAUGUCGCGAAUGAAGAUCGCAGGGGAGGAGCACGACCAAUGUGAAGACGAAAAGCAAACGCACAGGCUGGCGCACAAGUGCAACCGCUCGCUGCCGGACAUCGAGCUCAAAUGCGAAGCAACCCAAUUCGGCAAGGUUUGCGUGAAGCAGGGCUGUUACAGCGACGAGGACUGCCAGAACAAUGAGAAUGAGCCCCUGUGCUUCAAGCCAGUCCUCUUUGAGUCCAAAAGAUUUGGAAAAGCCGGCGCAUGCCGCGUAAGAAAUGCUGAUCCAAGUUUGGCUUGCCUAUCUUUGGCAUUCACGAAUGAAUUUCGUGUGUGCUGGUACAUUUUCCUCGCUCAGAGCGUCGGAGUUGUGUCUGACCAGUGCAAACCAGAUGGUACGCAUCCCUGUGAUGCCGGCCUUCAGUGCACACCGGUGUGGUUCGAUAAGUCGAAGCACGCCUGCGUGCUUUCCCAGUGUUCGGACGACAACGACUGCUUGGGCAACAAGUACGGCCACCUGUGCUUCAAGCAGCUCGGGGGAAAUGGACGAGAAUGCAGGGUCAGGAACACAGAGAGGGUAGCUAGCCAGACGAAAAAUCCCUGGAUGGACCUUUCCUGCGUGUGCGUCCAUGUGUGCAGGACAAGGGCGACAUCCAGGUCCGUUGUGA
Vitrella brassicaformis is the source of this 1596-nucleotide messenger RNA. NCBI's taxonomy places the organism in Eukaryota, Vitrellaceae. The record is from the annotation of a GenBank genome assembly.